Molecule: messenger RNA, 1349 nt
Organism: Notechis scutatus (mainland tiger snake)
Lineage: Eukaryota; Metazoa; Chordata; Lepidosauria; Squamata; Elapidae
Source: RefSeq, a predicted model, not a curated record
UUUCCAACUUGCCGUAUUCUCAGAUCGCCGAGUUCUGAUGUGGCUUCUGAUCCUGUUGGGGUUGUUUCAAAACAUCAAAAGGAGCCUCUGCUAAUCUGGGGCAGUGCCUAAAAAUGAUUCUUUAAAUCUUGUAGCCCCCUUGUGGCCAUGGCUGCCCUUUUUUUCCACAAGAGCCUUGUUGUGAACAACAAGGACAAUGAUGAGCUGGAGUUGGAAUGGGAGCUCACCCGAACAUUAGAGAACAAAGUAAUGCUCCUCUAUUUUGGCUCGGGUGAAUGUCCUCGGUGCCAAGAGUUUGCCCCCAUCCUGAAAGAAUUUUUUGUGAAACUUACAGACGAGUUUUAUAUGGAGCGAGCAUCUCAGCUAGUUCUCAUCUAUGUGUCGCUGGACAACACAGAGGAGAAGCAAGAAAAGUUUCUGAAGAAAAUGCCAAAGCGAUGGCUGUUUUUACCUUUCCAGGAUGAGUUCAAAAAGGAGUUGGCAUUGAGAUUUUCAGUCACCCAUCCCCCUGUGGUGGUCGUUUUGAAACCAAAUGGUGAAGUCAUUGCCUACAAUGCUGUGGAAGAAAUCAAACAGCAAGGCACAGAUUGCUUCAAGAACUGGCAAGAGGCAGCUGAUUUGGUGGACAGGAGUUUCCUUUUAUCUCAGGAUUCUGUGGAUGUGACCCUGAGAAGUAUAACUGAUCCCCUUCGGCGGUUCAAGUACAAACUGGUUAAAAACGAAAGAAAAACAUGAAGCAAAAGUGGUGAUCAGGGUGAAGUCUCCUGAUGAGAUGUUUCUUCUUCAUGGAACUUCAGGUUGGUGAACUUGAGUAUUCCCAAACCAUCAUCUAAAACAGGCAUCCUUUAGAUAUCUACCUAAAACAGGCAUCCUUUAGAUAUCUACAACCACACUGUGGUUGGACACAGAAAUUGUUAAUUGCAGGUAGAUUUUGAGAUUUGAAAAUUUGAUUUUUUUUUCUAAAAGAAAUCUAAAACUUGCAGCUAUGAAAUUAUUAGAUAUGUAUAUAGUGUUUAUUGUAAUUGGAACUUGGAAUGAACAUAUGUCAUAAUGCACUAAAGGUACUCAAUAGGACUGUGAACACUUUGAAAAUAAUUCGGAAGCGCUUCAGACCUCAAAAGCACACAAUCUCUCUCUCUUUUUGCAGACUUUCAGGUGAGCCUGGGAGAAAAAAAAGCUUGUCUAUUUGAAAGGGUGAAAUGAUUAAAGUCACUGUGACCCUUAAAGAAGCUACAACAUUUUUUUAUGCUUUAGGCAGAAGUCUGAAGUUGAGUAGAUGUUUUAAUGAAUAGCAAAAGUGCUGUGCUCAGCACUUGCCUCAGAUCUAAAUCACUUCUUCCAAAUACACU